Cucumis melo (muskmelon) is the source of this 815-nucleotide messenger RNA. Its product is annotated as alpha carbonic anhydrase 7-like. Gene Ontology annotation, molecular function: zinc ion binding; carbonate dehydratase activity. Bases 1 to 807 code for a protein of 268 amino acids. The transcript has 6 exons. The record is from RefSeq and is a predicted model, not a curated record. NCBI's taxonomy places the organism in Eukaryota, Viridiplantae, Streptophyta, Magnoliopsida, Cucurbitales, Cucurbitaceae.
AUGGGAAAGAUCUUGUGCUCUUUGAUCUUCUCCUCCCUUCUUUUGUUUUCAUUAAAGGCAAGAUCCCAAGAAGUUGAGGAUGAAAGAGGGUUUGAUUAUGAAAGAGAUGGGGAAAAAGGACCGGUCCAUUGGGGAGAGCUUAGAGCAGAGUGGCAUAAAUGCAAGGGUGGGUUAAUGCAAUCUCCAAUUGAUCUAUUGCAUGAAAGAGUUGAAGUUAUUUCACAUUUGGGUGACCUUCAAAUCAACUACAAAUCUUCUAAUGCCACACUCAAGAAUAGAGGCCAUGACAUGAUGAUGAAAUGGGUGGAUGGAGGUGGAUACACGGAGAUGAAUGGAACUCAAUAUAAACUAAAACAGUGUCAUUGGCACUCACCUUCUGAGCACACCAUUGAUGGCAAGAAUUUUGAUCUUGAAGCUCACUUAGUUCAUGAAAGCUCAAAUGGAAUGGUUUCUGUCAUUGGAAUCUUGUAUCAAAUUGGAGAACCCGAUUACUUCUUAUCAACGAUUAAAGAAGAUUUAGAAGUGGCCUCAAAUACACACGAAGAAGAGAGAGUGGUUGGAAUAAUUGAUCCAAAUAUAUUGAAAAUGGGUAGCAAACAAUAUUAUAGAUACAUUGGCUCACUUACUGUUCCACCAUGCACUGAAGAUGUUAUGUGGACUAUCAUUCAUCAGGUGAGGACUGUUACAGAAGAGCAAGUAAAAUUACUUCGAGUGGCUGUCCAUGAUGACUCGAAUUCUAACGCAAGACCAUUGCAACCUAUCUACAACAGAACAAUGCAACUCCAAAGAUCCAAAGACAGUGAAUAAUGAGGAGA